Molecule: messenger RNA, 249 nt
Organism: Cylicostephanus goldi
Lineage: Eukaryota; Metazoa; Nematoda; Chromadorea; Rhabditida; Strongylidae
Source: the annotation of a GenBank genome assembly
AUGUCGGGUGCGGGCAAGAAGCGAGUACGAAAGGAAGAUGUGGCUACCUUUGACGAAUGUGACGCUGGCAGCUGGGAAUGCACUGUAUGCACCUACCGCAACCGUUUCGAAGCAUUCAAAUGUGAGAUGUGUGACACAAGAAAGGGAACCUCGACGCGAAAACCACGAUUGAAUGAGAAUGUUGUACAGAUGCAAAAGGUUGUGCAAAACUUUGUUGUUCAACAACAAGAAAAAGCCGCUAGCAGGUAA